This is a messenger RNA of Suricata suricatta (meerkat), 1257 nucleotides long. It is a transcript of the gene CCL25, whose product is annotated as C-C motif chemokine ligand 25. Bases 489 to 980 code for a protein of 163 amino acids. The record is from RefSeq and is a predicted model, not a curated record. NCBI's taxonomy places the organism in Eukaryota, Metazoa, Chordata, Mammalia, Carnivora, Herpestidae. Gene Ontology annotation, biological process: chemokine-mediated signaling pathway; immune response; inflammatory response. Gene Ontology annotation, cellular component: extracellular region. The transcript is spliced from 8 exons. Gene Ontology annotation, molecular function: chemokine activity; CCR chemokine receptor binding.
GGGACUGUUUGGUGACAUGAGAACCCGGUCUCGCUGUCCAGCGACCGUUCCCUGGCAGCUCCUGGAGCUGAGGCACCAAGGCACUCAUUCCGGGAACGGAAGCCGGGCAGGCCUGGACAAGCCCAGAGAACCUUCUGGCACUCGGCGCUUCACAGUCGCAGUCCGAUCCCAUCCCGAGUGCUGAGUGGGCCCGGUGUGCCAAGAAACAGGAAGCUGUAUUUCUUCUCAGGCAGCAGCAUUUAUUUUCAGCCGCAGGGGAUGCCAUGCACCUCUUUGACUUGUGCUGCUCGUUCGUUCCUUCAAGCGAAGUAUGUGAUCCCUGCUCUCCCGGAGCAAAGUGAACCGGAAAUCCCUGCUCCUGAGGAACUGUGUCUGUCAUGCCCUUGCAGGUGCAUCUUGACCUCCGAGAGAGCAGCUAGAAAGAGAAACCAGGGAGAAACCUGGAGGCUGAGCAGAAGAGACACCGGAGCAGGACCAGCCAGGGCACAAUGAACUCGUGGCCCCUACUCUGCCUGGUGGUGGCCAGCUUUGCAGGCAUCUGGUGUCUUACUGUCCACGCUCAAGGUGUCUCGGAGGACUGUUGCCUAGCCUACCACCAGCUCCACAACCUGGACUUCCUGAGGCACGCCGUGGGUUACCAGCGCCAGGAGGUGAGCGGGAGCUGCAACCUGCCGGCUGUGAUAUUCUUCUUCCGGAAACACAAGAUGGUGUGUGGCAACCCACGGGACAAGAGAAUAAAGUGUUGGAUGGACUUCCUGGAUGCUCGGAAGCACUUAAAGCGUCACAGAAGUAUCCUGAGAAGCUUCCAAGACUGCAGCUCUAGAGGUAGGAAGCCGAGCCCUGAACCCGCCAAUCUACCACUGUCCAAGUUGAGCAAGCACACCAGAGGCAACAGGACGAAAACCGCCUUCACUCCAGCAGCUCGUCCAGGUGCCCCAGCCUCUCUGUCAUUCAGGCGGAACCUCAGUGUCCAUGCCUGAGCCUGCCUUGGGCUCUCUCCCAUCACUCCUGCCACAUCCUGCUCCUUGGGCAGCCGGAAGGAAAGAGCUGACCUUGCUUCAAGCCCCUUGCCCGCUCCAGGAACCAGAGUCAGCCGUAAGCAACGGGGCUGGUAGAGGACGGUCCAGAUCCGUCACGCGCCCGGGGCCGCGCCCGCCUGGGUCGCUCUGGGUCCUUGCAAAGCUCCAGUUCAUCCCGGGAUGCUCUGCCCAGGCCAUGCUUUUCUAUAAUUUUUAAAUAAAUCUUAUUUAAAACGUC